AUGUCUUAUAAUGAUAAAAACGAACUGAGCAACAAAUCAUUUACGAUAAGAUCUUAUCGUAUAACAUUCUCUGUUCAACCUAUAAGCAACAAUUUAACUUCUCUAGUUAGUUACUGUAAAUUAAACAAACUUGAUUUCAUUCUAUCUGCCGAUGCAAAUGCGCAUCAUCAAAUCUGGGGCGGUAAUCAAAUAUGUAAUAGAGGUAUAAAGGUGCUAGAUUUUAUUAUUAAAGAAAAUCUUAUCCUAUUGAACAAAGGUGAUAUCCCAACUUUCGUGAGGGGGAACUCAAGGACUUUUAUAGACAUUACGGUCAGCAGUAAAGGACUAUCUGAUAGGUUAGUAGACUGGCAGGUUGACAUUAAUAGAUCGGGUUCGGACCAUAACACCAUAUUUUUCUCAUUGAAAACUGAUACAUUUGAAAACUUAGGGAAAGUUAAACGAAGAACGAAUUGGGAAGGGUACAAAGCUUCUCUACAGGAGAAGCUCCAAACAUUAUCAUUACUUAAUAGCAGCAAAGAAAAUCUCGAAAAGAACUCUCAAAUUUUCUCGAAUGUGCUUAUCGAUUCAUUCAACCAAAACACCAAAACAUUUAAAAUCAAAUUAAACUUUAAAACAAAAUGGAUGAAUAAAAAUUUACUGGAUGAAAGAAAAAAAGUAAGAAAACUCUUUAGCAAAGCAUUUAAAUCCAAGAAAAACAUUGACUGGUCAAACUAUAAAGUAGCAAACAGAAACUAUAUGAAAUCAUGCCGUAAAGCUAAAACAGAAUCCUGGAAAAAGACCACAUUAGAAAUUGAUGCAUUGGAGGACGCCACAAGAUUACAAAAACUACUCGAAGGGGAAAAAAACUUUAAGUUAGGCUCCCUUAAAAAUAUAGACGGCUCUUAUACCAGAAAUAUAGGCUUAAGACACUCUAAGUUGAUGAUGAAGGAACCUAAUCCUCAAAGAGCAAGUUUUCUUUUAAAUUUAAAUAGAAAAGAUCUAAGAGUUAUGUUAGGGACUUUAACAGGCCAUUGCUGCCUGUACAAACAUCUGAAUUCUAUGCAAAAGACGAACCUUAUAAAUUGUAGAUAUUGCAAAGGCAUGUUCGAAGAAACAAUGCAACACGUUAUAGCGUCUUGCGAUGCACAUUCUAGAGUAAGGCUGAGGACCUUAAACCACACUGUCAUCAAUGCUGAGGAGCUCGCGGAGGUGGAUCUGGAGAAUCUUCUCCUUUUCAUGAGGAGAACGGGCAUCCGAUCCACCUUCUUCGACUUCUUCAGCUGA
This is a messenger RNA of Clunio marinus, 1263 nucleotides long. The record is from the annotation of a GenBank genome assembly. NCBI's taxonomy places the organism in Eukaryota, Metazoa, Arthropoda, Insecta, Diptera, Chironomidae.